UGCUUACUGCGCAUGCGCAUAGCCGGAUUUCCGCGAAAUCCGGACGUCCCGUAAGAAAGUGCAUCCGUUUUGCGAGAGAGAACCACUGAACCAACGUCCUUUCUUGUCUCGUCCGCCGUUCAGUGAGCUAGAGAGACCAGCCAUAACUGCACUAUUCAAUAGUUCCAUGGACAAGAUGGACAGCUUCGAUACGCCGACCGACACGAAUUUCGACUACAUGUACAAGGUUCUCAUAGUGGGGAACUCUGGCGUGGGGAAGACGGCCUUCUUGAUGCGCUACUGCGACGACAACUUCUCCCAGUCAUUUGUGGCCACCGUUGGCAUCGACUUCAAGGUCAAAAACAUGUACAGACAAGACAAGAGGAUAAAGUUGCAGAUUUGGGACACGGCAGGCCAGGAGCGCUACAGGACCAUCACGACAGCCUACUACCGUGGGGCCAUGGGAUUCAUACUCAUGUUUGACCUCACAAACGAAGAAUCGUUCCACGCCGUCAAAGGCUGGGCAGCCACAAUCCAGGACCUGUCGUGGGAGAACGCCCGGGCAGUUCUGGUGGGCAACAAGAGCGACCUGACAGACAGUCGAACCGUCUCAGAGGAGCAGUGUCGAGAACUCUCCCAAACCCUCGGCUUCGAGUUCUUCGAUGCGAGCGCCAAAGACGGCAACAACGUCAAGGGAGUGUUUGAGUACCUCGUGGAUGCCAUUUCCAUCAAGAUGGCGGAGAGCAUAGAGAAGAACCCGAACUUCCUGCCGCGUGGGACACGCCCCAGAACUGUCGAUCCUGCUGCCCAGGACACGAGUAGCUGUUCCUGUUGACAAACGCCGGCCCACAUCCACUUUUUUAGUCUCUGAAUUUUUACAAUUAUUUCGUGCAAUAAACUCACGUUCACUCUCCCCCCACUGAAUCACCAAUCAUGGACACAUCUCUAUGAAUACAUUUCCUCUCACCAUAAUUAAUAUCUCCACAUGUCUAGGGUAGUAUACACACACAGUAUAAUACCACUGUUAAAAUAUUUGUAACAUUGUCUUAAAAUUUUGCCAUAGUGUAAAAAAAACGU
Messenger RNA from Geodia barretti, 1056 nucleotides. Lineage: Eukaryota; Metazoa; Porifera; Demospongiae; Tetractinellida; Geodiidae. The record is from the annotation of a GenBank genome assembly.